This is a messenger RNA of Nilaparvata lugens (brown planthopper), 1128 nucleotides long. RefSeq names its product tRNA dimethylallyltransferase. The transcript is spliced from 4 exons. Gene Ontology annotation, cellular component: mitochondrion. Gene Ontology annotation, biological process: tRNA modification. NCBI's taxonomy places the organism in Eukaryota, Metazoa, Arthropoda, Insecta, Hemiptera, Delphacidae. The coding region runs from base 13 to 1113 and encodes 366 amino acids. Gene Ontology annotation, molecular function: tRNA dimethylallyltransferase activity. The record is from RefSeq and is a predicted model, not a curated record.
AACCAACAGUUGAUGUUAGAAAUGGCUUCGUUAUCCGUUGAGGUUAUGAAUCGGUGUGUGCCAAUUAUUGUGAUUCUUGGUGGUACGGGAACAGGAAAAUCGAAAUUGGGAAUACAAAUUGCUAAAAGGAUAGGUGGUGAAAUAAUCAGUGCAGAUUCUAUGCAGGUGUAUAAAGGCUUGAAUAUAUUGACGAAUAAAGUGACAGAAGAGGAGAAGGAUGGAGUGGUGCACCAUCUUCUUGACUUUGUCGAACCUCCCAGAACUUAUACUGUCGUUGACUUCAGGAAUGAAGCUUUGCCGAUUAUGGACAGAUUGUUGGAGCAGAAGAGGAGCCCUGUAAUCGUGGGGGGCACCAACUACUACAUUGAGUCUCUUCUCUGGAAAGUUUUAGUUGCUGAUAAAACCAAAGAAAACAGCACAUAUGAAAGUAAAGAAAUGGAAAAUCUGGCCUUCAGACUGGGCUUGAGGCCGAUGUCUGGCAAUUCAAAGCGCAAAUCUGAUGAAACAGAUAAAGCCCCCUUGGAUGCUAAGGGGAGAUUUGUGUUGACAGUGAGAGAAGUGUGCUUCAUGUUUGGAUAUCCAGGGAAAAUUAUAGAUUUAUUCUAUGACAGACUAAAAACCUGCAAAGAGGAUGUUGGUAAGAUACUUGUUAUCAAAAAUCUGAACAAUAUAAAUGACAAUGCUGACAUGACCAAUGUUGAUGACAAUCUAGACAAUAUUGAUGAUGAGCGUUGUCCCACAUGUCAAUCAAUGAAGAAGACUAUUGUUGAGGUGGCUGAUUUGAAACAGCAAACCGAAGGUCUGGUUGAAAAGUGGCAGUCAUCCAACCCCUCACUGGACCUUGGUGGCAUUCUGAAAAAUUGUCACAAUGUGGACCUGAAAAUGGUGUCUGCAGUUGAAGAAUCCCUGAAGGAUGUUCACCGCCAACUCAGCGAUUUGCUUGUACCCUGGGUCCAGAGGCUGGAGGCCGAGUUUGGCAAAGAUUUCCGUCUGGAAAUAGACGUCGAGGAUAUUCCUUCUCCCGACUUGCAUAAAUACCUCAGCCAAGUCGAUCAACAGCGAGCUAUUUACAUGCAUCCUAAUAACAAAAGGAAAAUUAUCAGGUAUGUUUGAAUCUCCUCACCCAAC